Molecule: messenger RNA, 3006 nt
Organism: Closterium sp. Naga37s-1
Lineage: Eukaryota; Viridiplantae; Streptophyta; Zygnematophyceae; Desmidiales; Closteriaceae
Source: the annotation of a GenBank genome assembly
AUGACAGGCCAUGUCAUAACGCUCGGCCUGCUCCCUAACCAAAUACUUUCUCCCUCUCCCCGCAUACUCCCCGCCCCCCUCAGGUACAACUUCAUGCCCUUGGCGCGAGGUACAGCCAUGACAGGCCACGUCAUCACGCUCGGUCUGCUCCUCGCCAUCGACCUCCACGCCUCCCAGCCCAUCCCUCCUGCCGUCCAGUCCAUCCUGUGCCCCUCAGCCGCCCUCUUCCUCCGCUCCGUCUCCUCCUGGCUCUACCCUUCUCUCACCCAUGAGCCGCGCCUGAAGGAGCUUAUGAGUGUUGAAGAUGCAUUCCCUUCCCUGGGUGACGUGGUGGAAGUGCUCAGUGCUGCGGACAUUGAGAAGGACGGGGAGAGGGAGAAGGAGAAGGAGAAGGAGAAGGAGAAGGAGAGGAAGGAGAAGGAGAAGGAGAAGGAGAAGAAGGAGAAGGAGAAGGAGAAGGAGAAGGAGAAGGAGAGGAAGGAGAAGGAGAAGGAGAAGGAGAAGAAGGAGAAGGAGAAGAAGGAGAAGGAGAGGGAGAAGAAGGAGAAGGAGAAGGAGAAGAAGGAGAAGGAGAGGGAGAAGAAGGAGAAGGAGAAGGAGAAGAAGGAGAAGGAGAGGGAGAAGAAGGAGAAGGAGAGGGAGGAGAAGGAGAAGGAGAGGGAGGAGAAGGAGAAGGAGAGGGAGGAGAAGGAGAAGGAGAGGGAGGAGAAGGAGAAGGAGAGGGAGAAGAAGGAGAAGGAACACAAGAGAGAGAAGAUGGUAAAGGAGAAGGGAGAACAAGAGAUGGCGGCAGCUGCAGAGUCCAGGCGGUAUUCAGCCAAGGGGAGAGCUGGUGCCCGUCCAAAGAAGCGGUGGGGCAGCGACGUGACUCUCGAAGCAGCAGUGGGGCUGGUGAGUGGCAGUGGGGCUGGUGAGUGGCAGUGGGGCUGCUGGAGGAGCAGGGAGAGGAGUCGGCAGGGCUGCUGGCGUGUAGGGGCCAUUGCUGCCCCCUCAUAUCCUCCCCUCACCUACUUCCUCCCCUCCAAAUGCCACCAGUUGGAGGAGCAGGGAGAGGAGGAGUCGGCAGGGCUGCUGGCGUGUAGGGGCCAUUGCUGCCCCCUCAUAUCCUCCCCUCACCUACUUCCUCCCCUCCAAAUGCCACCAGUUGGAGGAGCAGGGAGAGGAGGAGUCGACAGGGCUGCUGGCGUGGAGGGGGGCGGCCAACUCCCUCACAGGCCACCACACGCAGGCCAUCACCGACCUCACCAAGCUCCUGCCGCCGCAUUUACGUUCUCAGCUGCCGGCGUCUCAAUCGCCGCGACCUAUCCGCCGUCGCCACUACUCUCGCACCGCUUUUCUUCCUUGCGGGGCAUUUCGCCGCCGCCGCCGCUGCUUCACUCGCCGCGGGGCAUUUCGCCGCCGCCGCCACUGCUCCCACUCGCCGCGGGGCAUUUCGCCUCCGCCGCCACUACUCCACUCGCCGCGGGGCAUUUCGCCGCCGCCGCCACUGCUCCCACUCGCCGCGGGGCAUUUCGCCACCGCCGCCUCUGCUCCCACUCGCCGCGGGGCAUUUCGCCGCCGCCGCCACUGCUCCCACUCGCUGCGGGGCAUUUCGCCUCCGCCGCCACUGCUCCCACUCGCCGCGGGGCAUUUCGCCUCCGCCGCCACUCCUCCACUCGCCGCGGGGCAUUUCGCCGCCGCCGCCACUGCUCCCACUCGCCGCGGGGCAUUUCGCCGCCGCCGCCACUGCUCCCACUCGCCGCGGGGCAUUUCGCCUCCGCCGCCUCUACUCACUCGCUGCGGGCAAUUUGCCGCCGCCACUGCCUCUCCUCGCUGCAAGACACUUCGCCGCGGCUGCUCCUACUCUCCCUCGCCGCCAGGCACUUAGCUACUGCCUCAUCUCUUCCUCCCCGCCGCUCCCUCGACCCUUCCCCCCCCCCCCCAUUGCUUCCGCCCACCGUUUCCUCUCCCGCUGCCUCUCUCAUACUAUCUCUGCUCUCCGCCUCUCCUGCCACGCUACUGCUCCCAAUCCUCUCCCACAAUUUCAACACUCUCUCCAUUGAUCGGCUCGAGCUCGCUCCCGAUCAGAGCGCUAUCAACUGGUACUCCUACACAGGGAGCAUGUGCCGCCUCCUCGGCGUCAUCCACAUCCCCAACACCUCCUCCACCCUCCUCGACCUUGUCCUCCGCCAUGCUGCCGCUCUCCCGCCAACGCCCCCUAUGUCCCCUGGAUCGGCCCCUACUCUCCCGCCUGACCCUGGACCUGAACCUGACGAACCAGAUCUGCCCGCUGCCUCCACGGAUCCUGUUCGCCAAGCCGCUGAUGAAGCAGCCUACGAUCUCGAGCGGCGUCGGUUCCUCACGCUCCGAGCGGACCAUCGUGCGGCUCGCGAGCAAUACGACAUGCGCCAAGCUGCCAUAAUAAAUCACCGCACCAUGGCUGACCGCUACACUCUCGCGCUCGCUGAAUAUACCGCUAAAGCUGCUGCUUGGAAGGAAUCUGACCUUUCUGCCUCUAAUAUUAUCCUUGGUGGUCUCCCCCCCGCUCUAAUGCGAGACUUUCAGGAACAAGAGCUUCACGCACCUGCCCUUUGGGCCUCCCUUCACGCCAUGUUUGAGCGCCAUGACGUCAACUCCGUGGGGCUGCUCCUUGACGAAUACUGGGAGACAACGCUCGCAACCUGCACUGGUGCCGUCGCCUACACCGGCCGCAUGACCUCUCUCGCCAAGCGACUUAAGGCUCGCCAGUCCGAACUCCCCCAGUUCAUCCAGAUAGAUCGCCUUCUCCGCGGUCUCAACCCGUCCUACGACAUGCACGUCAUUGCCUUCCGCGAAAAUCAGCCGUUUGCGGAUGUUGCUGCUGUUAACUCAACGCCACCCAGACACGCGGUGGUGGGCGUGGUGGUGGUCGCGGUGGCGGACGUGGAGGUGGGCGUGGUGGCGGCCGUGGUGGUGGACGUGGUGGCACCUUUGGUGGACGCACUCCUUCUUGCACGGGCGGCCCUGGAGGAAGUGGACGUGGUGUGA